UUGCAAAAAAAAAAAAACAAUGAAAAUCGAAAAUUCUAUUCAUUUUGUUCACGUAGUAAAGUGUCCCAUUAAAACAGUGUGCGGUACCGUGGCACAACAGUAGUGGUCAGAGGAGCGGGGAAGGCAGUGCGUGUGUCGCGUGUGGACAUGGAAGAAAGUGACUCUCCCAGCUUCAAUGGCGGUGUCCGUGGCAACGUUCUUGCUUCCCAGCCUACUUGCGCUUAUAUAUGUGUGUGUGUGUUAUUGUUAUCAGAUAAUUGAAUUAAAUUCUUGCUCUUGCGGCUUGUUAACUGCAGGCUGGAUGGAUGCUGGCGAAGAGGCGUCUAGAAGUCGGACGAGAUUGAUAUGAUGCUGGCGCGGCACAACAUACGUAGAAAGAACGAACAACUACGAUAACUCCCGGCCAAUCCGGGAUGUGUGCGUGCAUGUGCGUGUGUGUAUGUGUACAGUUUCAUGUUGCAAAGACACUCUCCGAACCGCCCCGCAAAGAGUAGGCGCUGAUAAAACAUAAUUUCUCCUUGCAAUGCUGCUGCUGCUGCUGCUGCUGCCGAUGACGAUGCGAUGACGAUGACUGGUGUUGUCGUGGAUGCAUCGUGCUGAGCUGACAAGAGAAGCAAUACUUUACAUCAACGCUUACACGCCCUAAUCGCGGCCGUUGUAGUUCAUCACGAAGAGCGGGCGCAGAUACGUUGUGACGACAGCAGACGACGACGACGUGGUCGCUUCCGGUCGCGAGCAGCAAAGACGCGAGCGUGUGUGUGUGUACCGGGGGGGAGGGUAUUGUGCUUGCGGUGUAAUUGAGUUGGGUGUGGAACAAGCGUAACGAGUCGCCGGCUGGGUAUAAAGGGGGAAAGCAACCGCAUCCAAGAUGGCACCGGUACGUGGGGAUGGAAUGCGCGGACUGGCCGUGUUCAUAUCGGACAUCAGGAACUGCAAAAGCAAAGAGGCGGAAAUCAAGCGCAUCAACAAGGAGCUGGCCAACAUUCGGAGCAAAUUCAAAGGGGACAAAACGCUGGACGGCUACCAGAAGAAGAAGUAUGUGUGCAAGCUACUGUUCAUCUUUCUGCUCGGCCAUGACAUCGAUUUCGGCCACAUGGAGGCGGUCAAUCUGCUGUCCUCCAACAAAUACUCGGAGAAACAAAUCGGCUAUCUGUUCAUCUCGGUGCUGGUGAACACGAACAGCGAUCUGAUCAAGCUGAUCAUCCAAAGCAUCAAGAACGAUCUGCAGUCGCGCAAUCCGAUCCACGUCAAUCUGGCGCUGCAGUGCAUCGCCAACAUCGGCAGCCAGGAUAUGGCGGAAGCGUUCUCGAACGAAAUCCCGAAGCUGCUCGUGUCGGGCGACACGAUGGACGUGGUGAAGCAGUCGGCCGCGCUGUGCCUGCUGCGGCUGUUCCGCACCUGCCCGGACAUCAUCCCGGGCGGCGAGUGGACCAGCCGGAUCAUCCAUCUGCUGAACGAUCAGCAUAUGGGUGUGGUGACGGCGGCGACCAGCCUGAUCGAUGCGCUGGUCAAGAAAAACCCGGAAGAGUACAAGGGCUGCGUCAGCUUGGCCGUGUCGCGCCUGUCCCGCAUCGUGACCGCUUCGUACACGGAUCUGCAGGACUACACGUACUACUUUGUGCCGGCGCCGUGGCUGUCGGUGAAGCUGCUGCGCCUGCUGCAGAACUACAACCCGCCGACGGAGGAUCCGGGCGUGCGCGGUCGGCUGAACGAGUGUCUGGAGACGAUACUGAACAAGGCGCAGGAGCCGCCGAAGAGCAAGAAGGUGCAGCACUCGAACGCGAAGAAUGCGGUCCUGUUCGAGGCGAUCAAUCUGAUCAUACACAAUGACAGCGAGCCGAGCCUGCUGGUGCGGGCGUGCAAUCAGCUCGGCCAGUUCCUGAGCAACCGCGAGACGAACCUGCGCUACCUGGCGCUGGAGUCGAUGUGCCAUCUGGCGACGUCCGAGUUUUCGCACGAAGCGGUGAAAAAGCACCAGGAGGUGGUGAUCCUGUCGAUGAAGAUGGAGAAGGACGUGUCGGUGCGGCAGCAGGCGGUUGAUCUGCUGUACGCGAUGUGCGACCGGUCGAACGCGGAAGAGAUCGUGCAGGAGAUGCUGAAUUAUCUCGAGACGGCGGACUACUCGAUCCGGGAGGAGAUGGUGCUGAAGGUGGCGAUCCUGGCGGAGAAGUACGCGACGGACUACACGUGGUACGUGGACGUGAUACUGAACCUGAUCCGUAUUGCGGGCGAUUACGUGUCGGAGGAGGUGUGGUACCGCGUGAUCCAGAUCGUGAUCAACCGGGAGGAGGUGCAGGGCUAUGCGGCGAAGACGGUGUUUGAGGCGCUGCAGGCGCCGGCCUGCCACGAGAACAUGGUGAAGGUGGGCGGCUACAUUUUGGGCGAGUUUGGCAAUCUGAUUGCGGGCGAUUCGCGGUCCGCGCCGAUGGUGCAGUUCAAGCUGCUGCACUCGAAGUACCAUCUGUGCUCGUCGAUGACGCGCGCGCUGCUGCUGUCGACGUACAUUAAGUUUAUCAAUCUGUUCCCGGAGAUUCGCGGCACCAUCCAGGACGUGUUCCGGCAGCACAGCAAUCUGCGGUCGGCCGAUGCGGAGCUGCAGCAGCGCGCGAGCGAGUAUCUGCAGCUGAGCAUUGUCGCGUCGACGGACGUGCUGGCGACCGUGCUGGAGGAGAUGCCGUCGUUCCCGGAGCGCGAAAGCUCCAUACUGGCGGUGCUGAAGAAGAAGAAGCCGGGCCGGGUGCCGGAGAAUGCGGAGAUACGGGAGACGAAGAGCCCGGUGCCGAACAGUCACAACAAUGCUCACAGCAAUGCUCAAACUAAUCACACGUCAAGUGCGAACAACGCCAACGCUAGCUCGGAUCUGCUCGGGCUCAGUACACCACCGGCCAGCCAGUCUGGCACACUGAUCGACGUACUGGGCGACAUCUACAGCACAGCCAACGGCAACAGCAAUGUGGUUAAUAAUUCCAAAAAAUUCGUUUUCAAAAACAAUGGCGUCCUGUUCGAGAACGAUCUGCUGCAGAUCGGCGUGAAGAGCGAGUUCCGCCAAAACCUCGGCCGGCUCGGGCUGUACUACGGCAACAAGACGCAGACGGCGCUGCAAAACUUCGUGCCCACGCUCCAGUGGUCGGCCGAGGAUGCGCUCAAGCUGAACGUGCAGAUAAAGGCGGUCGAGCCAACGCUGGAGGCGGGCGCCCAGAUCCAGCAGCUGCUGACGGCGGAAUGUAUCGACCACUAUCUCGGCGCACCGUCGAUCGUGAUCUCGUUCCGGGUGAGCGGUGGGGCGCCGCAGAAAAUCACCGUCAAUCUUCCGCUCACGAUCAACAAGUUCUUCGAGCCGACCGAGAUGAACGCGGAAUCGUUCUUCGCCCGGUGGAGAAACCUGGGAGGUGAACAGCAACGAGCACAGCGCGUGUUUAAGGCCCAGCAGCCGCUCGAUCUGCCCGGCGCGCGCAACAAGCUGACCGGUUUCGGCAUGCAGCUGCUCGACAGCAUCGAUCCCAAUCCGGACAAUAUGGUGUGCGCCGGCAUCAUUCACACGCAGGCCCACAAGGUGGGCUGCCUGCUGCGCCUGGAACCAAACAAGCAGGCACAGAUGUUCCGUUUAACCAUUCGGUCCAGCUUAGAGGCGGUGACGCAAGAAAUCUGCGACCUGUUGGUGGAUCAGUUCUAAAUGAACAACUCCGCACCGGCACACGUUUGUUCCAAGUCUAGAGACGGAAGGAUAUAGAACUAUAGAUGCAUACAAUAAUCAAUCAACUAAUGAGAAAUGAUGUGUACAAGAGAGAGACUGCAGCAGAAAGGUAAUAAUGGUGUGGUUUGGUGGUGCCCAAGGCGCAAUGUUCUUUUUCCCUCCCUCCCCCAUCCCACACGGAAGGUGGAAAAAGCUGUUUAUGUUGUAUCGAUAUUUGUGUAUGCGUGUGGCUUUGUGGUAUGUGUAAAUGUAUACAUAUACGUAUGGUAUGGUCAGUAAAAAAGAGGUGGAAUAAUGCCAUAAGUACUAGUUGAAUGCGCCUACCCCGCGGAGGCGGCCGGAGGGUGCUAGUGAUGAUCAAUGACAAGAUGGAAUGUCCUUUUGGCGCAAGAGGCGAUUGAAACGAAUAAGUUAUAUUGUUCCAUUACAUGUUAAACAGCGGAAAACGGAUUUUUGUGUUGUGUGCGGUACAUAGCAAACGAAUAUGUACGAUCGAGCACACUCCCAUCACCCCAAAACUAGAAAGGAAUUACGGAAUAAUUCGUAAGCCAAAGUACUUCCGUUGUCGUUGUACCACGAAAUUCGUUGCCAGGCUUCCCACCACCAAGGCAAAAAGGGGGCGUUCAAACAGGAUAUCAUUCGAGACAGCAAGAUGCGCCCCCCCGGGGGGGUGGAGCAAACGGAAAACCCGAUAAAUUAAUAUAUUAAAUCAAGCUAAAUAAUUAUCUAUUGGAACGUAAACUUAGAGCGGCAUGUGUGCAAGCGAGAAGGAGCGAGGGAGAAGUAAUAAUGGAGUGUGCAGCAAAAGAGGAAAGUAGCGCUGGAACAAAUUACUUUACCCUGUGUGUACACAUUUCACCACAGGCCACAGACUUUUGAUGAUGGUACCGUUUGGUGCCGAAGUGACGCGCCAGUAGGAGACAUACAAGUAGUAAUCUCAUUCUCAACGUUUAAGGGGCGAAUAAAUGACAAAAACCGAAACGCAGUAGUUUCCUCGUAGAGUUUAGGGAAAAAAACAAACCUUUCCUUACACACGGUGACACAGAGGAGAAAGAAUUGACACGAAACGUAAGAGUGAAACGUGUGUGGAAACAUCGAAAUUGAAGCAAAACACCCAAUCAGGCGUAGGGAAGAGCAAGCUAAAGAUACAAACACACACCCCCUGUUCCCUAAGAGCUAACUCAAUGUAGAUAAAGCCCCGUUUGAAAAGGCGCCGACGCGCUUGUUGUUGCAUGUAAUGUUGGUGUAAAGUAAUUAACGUAAAGCAUCAUAAAAGCUCAGCAAAUGACAAAACUGUUUAGCCUGCAAAAAGGAAGGCAAAUGGUGUGUGUGUGUAUGUGGUAGUAAGCAUUAGUAUGCACGUCUGCUGCUUCUUCCAUGCGUAUUCUCCCAUAUCUCUUGCGAUCGUUGUGUCGUUGAAGAGAUCCGUUGGGCCGAGCGACAAGCGAAUUCCAAUAACUCUGCGGAAGGGCCACACCCCACGGUACUGUUGCAGCUGCACAAAAACACUGCUCUGAAUACUAAGAAGGACGAAAGGGGGAAGCGAUUUUUGCGAAUUUGUGUUUUUUGCUUAGUAUGUGUACAUUAGUUUCCUCGAGAGAAGCAGAGCUACUACGUAACGGACACCCACGAUCGAUUUAAGUUUUCGCUUGUGUUUUCGUUCGCUUGUCCACGAUAACCACGAUUCGGUGUUGAAGCAUUACACUUGGAGAGAUAGUGACCGUGCAAUAGUAGUAACGCCGCGCGCAAGUAACAGUAAUGAGGUUUUGCGAGCGAUCGUGCGAUUUGGAAUGAAGAUCGCUGAACCAUCUCCCGAAGAAGAAGAAGCACGCAAGCGAGCGAGUGUUAGCAGAAAGAGCAAAAAGAUAGAUUGAUGAAAUUAUGUUUUUAUUGUUGCAAAUAUACAUAUAAUGCACUAACUAAGCAAGUUGUACAUUGUAGAAAGUUGUAUUUAAACGAAAAAAAAAAAAAACAAUGCGAAACAAACCUAAGGCGCGUAGGCAGAGAUACAAUUUUGGGGGAGGAGUUUAUCGAUCGAUCUAAAACAUAAUAGUAGGAAGACAAAAUGGAACCAUAAAACAAACUUCAUUCUCAUUCGAUGCUUCGAUGCAGUUUCAUGCACUUCUUACAACAUAGAAAACAGCAAAAAAAAACAAUUUUGAUUUAUCACACAAAACACGCUAAGUGUAGCAUGAGAUGACCUGCGCACGCCAAACUUCAUUCAUAACUUUUUUCUUUUCCCCCCUCCUUCAUAGUAGAGUGAAGAUCGCUAGUCUACGAACAAGAUAUAAUAUAUAUUUAGCUUAAUAUGUAAUAGCAGGCAUAUAUACAUACAUAUACUGGCUGGGAGGACAUUCCAAACAAAUUGAGAGCGUAAAACAAGAAAAAUAUGGAACAAGGUACGCGCGUUACUCGGUGAAUAAAGAGAAAAUACACAUUAAAAUAAUGAAAAACCCAUAAGCAAUCGACCAUUAGGCGCAACACAAACAUUGCCGACAAAGCGUUGAAGAAAAAUCUGUGAGGAGCUUACUAUGAAUUACUCGAAAGGAAUAAUGGAAUGGGGGAAAAGGCGACCCACAUCUCCCGCAAUUGUUAUUUGAUUGUGAAGAGCCCUCGGUAAGUGGAGAAGGGAGGAUCACACGCUGCUCCCUCUCGUAUACCUCCAUUGAUGGUGUGUUCCGCGGCCCCGGGGCAAGACAGCCUGCGGAACAUGCAAAGAAAGGACCACUCAAGACCACCACAUAUACCAGGGGGAAGCGUAUUCGGCUUGUAUUCGAGGAAGCUUAAAGUGUAGAGAACCACACAGCUGCAUAAUAAGCUCUGCACCCCUUUAGGCAUUAACGAGUUAUAGAGAGAGAGAGA
This is a messenger RNA of Anopheles coluzzii, 6556 nucleotides long. It is a transcript of the gene AP-2alpha, whose product is annotated as AP-2 complex subunit alpha. Gene Ontology annotation, molecular function: clathrin-cargo adaptor activity. The record is from RefSeq and is a predicted model, not a curated record. Gene Ontology annotation, biological process: clathrin-dependent endocytosis; intracellular protein transport. Gene Ontology annotation, cellular component: membrane coat; AP-2 adaptor complex. The coding region runs from base 869 to 3673 and encodes 934 amino acids. The transcript has 8 exons. NCBI's taxonomy places the organism in Eukaryota, Metazoa, Arthropoda, Insecta, Diptera, Culicidae.